Macaca mulatta (Rhesus monkey) is the source of this 11504-nucleotide messenger RNA. The record is from RefSeq and is a predicted model, not a curated record. Lineage: Eukaryota; Metazoa; Chordata; Mammalia; Primates; Cercopithecidae.
GUCCUCCCCUGUGCUGAGCCCCGCAGCCAGCGCAGCCUUCCCGGGAAGCGCGGCGGCCGCUCCCGAGCGCAGCCCUGCCCGGCCCGCCAGCCGCGCGUCCCAGCGCCCGCGCCCCACGGCCACAGCCUUGCUGCGCUCUAGCGCACGGAGCAUGUGCAGACCCGCAGGCGCUAAGGUGCUCUCAGUACGGGGGCCUUCUGGGCAGCGGUGACUGUCACGCCAAGAGAGACCUUUCGGGGGCUCUCGCCGCACCUCUGCUGCGUCGCGGGUGACACUGCGGUGCUCGCGAGCAGGGCAGCAGCUGCCUCUCGGUGGAGACGUCUUGGGACCAGUGCGCCCUUCUCUCCUUCUUUCGCUGCUCUCUCCUUUCCUUCCUUGGCUGCUAGCUCUUUCCCUCGCCGGCUCAGACCCGUAGCCUCCGGAGCGGGACUCGUGGGUUGCCGCCGCCUCUGUCUCUUCCAAAGGGGCCUCCUCACUUCGGAGAUGCAGUGACAAGUUAAUAUGGGCGUCCAAGCCUCUGUUUCCCAGGAGGAAAUUUGCAAGAGGCGGCAGCCCCUGAGCGCCCAGAGCUCUUGAAAGGCCACCCAGGAGAGGUGUGAGACCCGGCUGCAGCAUCCGUCCAGGUGGGACCCGCUGAGCGCCGUGGCCAGUCCCCCAUUCCCAUCCCGGCACCCCAAAGGCGCGCUCGCCCGAUUGCCUCGAGUUCCCCGACCUGGGGAUUUUUUUUUCAGCCGCUGGUGGUGGGCGCCUCGUGGGCUAAGGCCCGGCGCCUGCUCUGCUACCCGCGCUGCCUUUAGCGGUCGCCCCCGCCGCCGCUGCCAGGGACGUGCUGGGAAAGCCCAAGCCCCGGGAGAAGAUGCCGGCCAUCCUGGUCGCCUCCAAAAUGAAGUCGGGACUGCCCAAACCCGUGCACAGCGCCGCGCCCAUCCUGCACGUGCCCCCGGCCCGGGCCGGCCCCCAGCCCUGCUACCUGAAGUUGGGAAGCAAGGUGGAGGUGAGCAAGACCACCUAUCCUAGCCAGAUCCCCCUGAAAUCGCAGGUGCUGCAGGGGCUGCAGGAGCCAGCGGGGGAGGGGCUCCCGCUGCGGAAGAGCGGCUCGGUGGAAAACGGGUUCGAUACCCAGAUCUACACAGACUGGGCCAAUCAUUAUCUAGCCAAAUCUGGCCACAAGCGUCUCAUCAAGGAUCUCCAGCAAGAUGUGACAGAUGGCGUCCUCCUGGCCCAGAUUAUCCAGGUUGUGGCAAAUGAAAAGAUUGAAGACAUCAAUGGCUGUCCGAAGAACAGAUCCCAAAUGAUUGAAAACAUAGAUGCCUGCUUGAAUUUCCUGGCAGCUAAGGGAAUAAACAUCCAGGGGCUGUCUGCAGAAGAGAUCAGGAAUGGAAACCUCAAGGCCAUUCUAGGCCUCUUCUUCAGCCUCUCCCGAUACAAGCAGCAGCAGCAGCAGCCCCAGAAGCAGCACCUCUCCUCACCUCUGCCGCCCGCCGUGUCCCAGGUGGCCGGGGCCCCCUCCCAGUGCCAGGCUGGCACCCCUCAGCAGCAGGUGCCAGCCGCUCCCCAAGCCCUGUGCCAGCCUCACCAGCCAGCGCCACAUCAGCAGUCAAAAGCACAAGCUGAAAUGCAGUCCAGACUUCCAGGUCCUACCGCGAGGGUAUCCGCUGCAGGCAGCGAGGCCAAAACACGUGGAGGGUCAACUACUGCUAACAACCGACGCAGCCAGAGCUUUAACAACUAUGAUAAAUCCAAACCAGUCACCUCUCCGCCCCCACCGCCAAGCAGCCACGAGAAAGAGCCUUUGGCAAGCUCAGCCUCCUCCCACCCCGGAAUGAGUGACAAUGCACCUGCUUCUUUGGAGAGCGGCAGCAGCUCCACCCCUACGAAUUAUAGCACCUCCUCGGCCAUCCCGCAGCCCGGUGCAGCCACCAAGCCUUGGCGCAGCAAAUCCCUCAGCGUGAAGCACAGUGCCACGGUAUCCAUGCUCUCAGUCAAGUCUCCUGGGCCUGAGGCUCCCAGGCCCACACCUGAAGCCAUGAAGCCAGCCUCCAACAAUCAGAAGUCCAUGCUGGAAAAGCUGAAACUUUUCAACAGUAAAGGGGGCUCAAAGGCAGGUGAGGGCCCGGGGUCCCGGGACACAAGCUGUGAGCGGCUGGAGACUCUGCCCAGCUUCGAAGAGAGCGAGGAGCUGGAGGCCGCCAGUCGCAUGCUCACCACCGUGGGCCCUGCUUCAAGCAGCCCUAAGAUUGCACUCAAGGGCAUUGCCCAGAGGACUUUUAGCCGGGCGCUGACCAACAAGAAGAGUUCUCCGAAAGGCAAUGAGAAAGAGAAGGAGAAACAACAGCGGGAGAAGGAUAAGGAGAAAAGCAAGGACCUUGCCAAGAGAGCCUCUGUGACGGAGAGGCUGGACCUUAAGGAGGAGCCAAAAGAAGACCCCAGUGGAGCAGCCUUGCCCGAGAUGCCAAAAAAGUCCUCCAAGAUCGCCAGCUUCAUCCCCAAAGGGGGGAAGCUCAACAGUGCCAAGAAGGAGCCCAUGGCCCCUUCCCACAGUGGAAUACCAAAACCAGGAAUGAAGAGCAUGCCUGGGAAAUCCCCAAGUGCCCCAGCGCCUUCCAAGGAAGGGGAGCGGAGCCGGAGUGGGAAGCCGAGUUCAGGGCUCCCCCAGCAGAAGCCCCAGCUGGACGGCAGACACUCCAGUUCCUCUUCCAGCCUGGCGUCCUCAGAAGGAAAAGGCCCAGGAGGGACCACCCUGAACCACAGCAUCAGCAGCCAGACCGUCAGUGGGUCCAUCGGGACCACCCAGACCACAGGAAGCAAUACCGUCAGUGUUCAGCUACCUCAGCCCCAGCAGCAAUACAACCAUCCCAACACUGCCACGGUCGCACCUUUCCUGUACAGGUCUCAGACGGACACUGAAGGGAAUGUUACCGCCGAGUCAGGCUCAACGGGUGUGAGCAUGGAGCCCAGCCACUUCACCAAGACUGGACAGCCUGCUCUGGAAGAACUCACUGGGGAAGAUCCUGAGGCUCGGCGGCUGCGGACAGUGAAGAACAUCGCUGAUCUGCGGCAGAAUUUGGAGGAAACCAUGUCCAGUUUAAGGGGAACUCAGGUUACACACAGCACAUUGGAAACCACGUUUGACACCAAUGUCACCACGGAGAUGAGUGGCCGCAGCAUACUCAGCUUGACAGGGAGGCCCACACCUCUGUCCUGGAGACUGGGCCAGUCCAGCCCUCGGCUCCAAGCAGGAGAUGCCCCCUCAAUGGGCAACGGGUACCCCCCUCGAGCCAACGCCAGCCGGUUCAUCAACACUGAGUCAGGUCGCUACGUGUACUCCGCCCCUCUGAGAAGGCAGCUGGCCUCCCGGGGCAGCAGCAUCUGCCACGUGGACGUCUCAGACAAGGCGGGAGAUGAGAUGGACCUGGAAGGCAUCAGCAUGGACGCCCCUGGCUACAUGAGCGAAGGGGACGUUCUGAGCAAGAACAUCCGGACCGAUGACAUUACAAGCGGAUACAUGACUGAUGGUGGACUUGGCCUCUACACCCGUCGCCUGAACCGGCUCCCUGAUGGGAUGGCUGUGGUACGGGAGACGCUGCAACGAAAUACCUCCCUGGGCCUCGGAGACGCUGACAGCUGGGACGACAGCAGCUCCGUCAGCAGUGGCAUCAGCGACACCAUAGACAACCUCAGCACUGAUGACAUCAACACCAGCUCCUCCAUCAGCUCUUAUGCCAACACACCUGCCUCCUCUCGAAAAAACCUGGAUGUGCAGACUGAUGCUGAGAAGCACUCACAGGUGGAGAGGAAUUCACUGUGGUCUGGUGAUGAUGUCAAGAAAUCAGACGGAGGCUCAGACAGCGGCAUAAAAAUGGAGCCAGGUUCCAAGUGGAGGCGGAAUCCUUCUGACGUGUCUGACGAGUCCGACAAAAGCACGUCCGGCAAGAAGAAUCCUGUCAUCUCCCAGACAGGCUCAUGGCGGCGAGGCAUGACAGCUCAGGUGGGCAUCACCAUGCCAAGGACGAAGCCGUCAGCACCAGCAGGCGCACUGAAGACCCCAGGAACUGGAAAAACAGACGAUGCAAAGGUGUCUGAGAAAGGACGGCUUUCUCCUAAAGCCUCCCAGGUGAAGCGCUCCCCAUCAGAUGCAGGCCGGAGCAGUGGUGACGAAUCCAAAAAGCCCCUCCCCAGCAGCUCUAGGACACCCACUGCCAAUGCCAACAGCUUUGGGUUCAAGAAGCAGAGUGGUUCCGCCGCCGGUCUGGCCAUGAUCACAGCCAGUGGGGCCACUGUCACCAGCAGGUCAGCCACACUGGGCAAAAUCCCAAAGUCGUCUGCACUCAUCAGUCGGUCUGCUGGUCGGAAGUCAAGCAUGGACGGGGCUCAGAAUCAGGAUGACGGGUAUCUGGCCCUCAGCUCCCGGACAAACCUUCAGUACCGGAGUUUGCCGAGGCCCAGUAAGUCCACCAGCCGGAAUGGGGCUGGGAACAGGUCUAGCACCAGCAGCAUAGAUUCCAACAUCAGCAGCAAGUCCGCAGGCCUGCCAGUGCCCAAACUGAGGGAGCCUUCCAAAACAGCCCUAGGCAGCUCUCUACCAGGUCUGGUCAACCAAACAGAUAAGGAGAAAGGCAUCUCAUCCGACAACGAGAGUGUGGCUUCCUGUAACUCGGUGAAAGUGAACCCGGCAGCCCAGCCUGUGUCCAGCCCGGCUCAGGCUGGUCUCCAGCCUGGAGCCAAGUACCCAGAUGUGGCCUCUCCCACACUCCGCAGACUCUUUGGUGGGAAGGCUACCAAGCAAGUGCCCAUCGCCACAGCUGAAAACAUGAAAAAUUCGGUGGUCAUCUCCAAUCCUCAUGCCACCAUGACUCAGCAAGGUAACCUAGACUCCCCGUCAGGCAGUGGUGUCCUGAGCAGCGGGAGCAGCAGUCCUCUCUACAGCAAGAAUGUGGACCUCAACCAGUCUCCGCUAGCCUCCAGCCCCAGCUCAGCCCACUCGGCCCCUUCCAACAGCCUCACCUGGGGCACCAACGCCAGCAGCUCCUCCGCAGUUAGCAAGGAUGGCCUGGGCUUUCAGUCUGUCAGCAGCCUCCACACCAGCUGUGAGUCCAUCGACAUCUCCCUCAGCAGUGGAGGGGGCCCCAGCCACAAUUCUUCCACUGGCCUCAUCACCUCCUCCAAGGACGACUCCUUGACUCCCUUUGUCAGAACCAACAGUGUGAAGACCACACUGUCAGAAAGCCCUCUCUCUUCCCCUGCUGCUAGCCCUAAGUUCUGCAGAAGUACUCUGCCCAGGAAACAGGACAGUGACCCGCACCUUGAUAGGAACACUUUGCCUAAGAAAGGACUCAGGUAUACUCCCACCUCCCAGCUUCGCACGCAAGAAGAUGCAAAAGAAUGGUUACGGUCCCACUCUGCAGGAGGCCUGCAGGACACCGCUUCCAAUUCCCCCUUUUCCUCUGGCUCCAGCGUGACUUCUCCCUCUGGUACAAGAUUCAACUUUUCCCAGCUUGCGAGUCCCACCACUGUCACCCAGAUGAGCUUGUCCAACCCGACCAUGCUGAGGACCCACAGCCUCUCCAAUGCUGAUGGGCAGUAUGAUCCAUACACUGACAGCCGCUUCCGGAAUAGCUCCAUGUCCCUGGAUGAGAAGAGCAGAACCAUGAGCCGUUCGGGCUCAUUCCGGGAUGGGUUUGAAGAAGUUCAUGGAUCCUCACUCUCCUUGGUUUCCAGUACGUCGUCAAUUUAUUCUACACCAGAAGAAAAAUGCCAGUCAGAGAUUCGCAAACUGCGGCGGGAACUGGAUGCCUCCCAGGAGAAAGUUUCAGCUUUGACCACCCAGCUGACAGCAAAUGCUCACCUUGUGGCAGCCUUUGAACAGAGUCUUGGUAACAUGACAAUCAGACUCCAGAGUCUGACCAUGACAGCCGAGCAGAAGGAUUCAGAACUGAAUGAGUUAAGAAAAACCAUUGAGCUGCUAAAGAAACAGAACGCAGCUGCCCAGGCUGCCAUUAAUGGAGUAAUUAACACACCUGAGCUCAACUGCAAAGGAAAUGGCACUGCCCAGUCUGCAGACCUCCGCAUCCGCAGGCAGCACUCCUCAGACAGCGUCUCUAGCAUCAACAGCGCCACCAGCCACUCCAGCGUGGGCAGCAACAUAGAGAGUGACUCAAAGAAGAAGAAGAGGAAGAACUGGGUCAAUGAGUUACGCAGCUCCUUCAAGCAAGCUUUCGGGAAGAAGAAGUCCCCCAAAUCUGCGUCCUCUCAUUCAGACAUUGAGGAGAUGACGGAUUCUUCUUUGCCUUCCUCACCAAAGUUACCACACAACGGGUCCACAGGUUCCACCCCACUGCUGAGGAAUUCUCACUCCAACUCUCUGAUUUCAGAAUGCACGGAUAGUGAAGCUGAGACCGUCAUGCAGCUCCGAAAUGAGUUGAGAGACAAGGAGAUGAAGCUGACGGACAUCCGCUUAGAAGCUCUCAGUUCUGCCCACCAGCUAGACCAGCUCCGGGAGGCCAUGAACAGGAUGCAGAGUGAAAUAGAGAAGCUGAAAGCCGAGAAUGAUCGGCUGAAAUCAGAGUCUCAAGGCAGUGGCUGCAGCCGGGCUCCUUCCCAAGUGUCCAUCUCUGCCUCCCCAAGGCAGUCCAUGGGCCUCUCCCAGCACAGCUUGAACCUCACUGAGUCAACCAGCCUGGACAUGUUGCUGGAUGACACUGGUGAAUGCUCGGCUCGGAAGGAAGGAGGCAGGCAUGUUAAGAUAGUUGUCAGCUUUCAGGAGGAAAUGAAGUGGAAGGAGGAUUCCAGACCACACCUCUUUCUUAUUGGCUGCAUUGGAGUUAGUGGCAAGACGAAGUGGGAUGUGCUCGAUGGGGUGGUUAGACGGCUGUUCAAAGAAUACAUCAUUCAUGUCGACCCAGUGAGUCAGCUAGGGCUGAAUUCAGACAGUGUUCUUGGCUACAGCAUUGGAGAAAUCAAGCGCAGCAACACUUCCGAAACACCGGAGCUGCUUCCUUGUGGCUAUCUGGUUGGAGAGAACACAACCAUCUCAGUGACUGUGAAAGGGCUCGCAGAAAACAGCCUGGACUCACUGGUGUUUGAGUCCUUGAUUCCCAAGCCCAUCCUGCAGCGCUACGUCUCCCUCCUGAUAGAGCACCGUCGGAUCAUUCUCUCUGGCCCCAGCGGCACUGGGAAAACCUACCUGGCCAACCGGCUGUCUGAAUAUAUGGUGCUUCGAGAGGGACGGGAGUUGACAGACGGGGUUAUCGCCACUUUUAACGUGGACCAUAAGUCCAGCAAGGAAUUGCGCCAGUACCUGUCCAACCUUGCUGACCAGUGCAACAGUGAGAACAAUGCUGUGGACAUGCCCCUCGUCAUCAUCCUGGACAAUCUACACCACGUGAGCUCUCUGGGCGAGAUCUUCAACGGGCUGCUCAACUGCAAGUACCACAAAUGCCCUUACAUAAUUGGCACAAUGAACCAGGCUACCUCUUCGACUCCCAACCUGCAGCUUCACCAUAACUUCAGAUGGGUGCUUUGUGCCAACCACACGGAGCCUGUGAAGGGUUUCCUUGGCCGGUUCCUGAGGAGGAAGCUCAUGGAAACAGAGAUCAGUGGGCGGGUGCGCAAUAUGGAGCUGGUAAAAAUCAUCGACUGGAUUCCCAAGGUCUGGCAUCACCUCAACCGCUUCCUGGAGGCUCACAGUUCCUCGGACGUCACCAUCGGCCCCCGGCUCUUCCUGUCAUGCCCCAUCGAUGUGGACGGCUCGAGAGUGUGGUUCACCGACUUGUGGAACUACUCCAUUAUCCCCUAUCUCCUGGAAGCUGUCAGAGAAGGACUCCAGCUCUAUGGAAGGCGUGCCCCCUGGGAGGAUCCUGCCAAGUGGGUGAUGGACACAUAUCCAUGGGCAGCCAGCCCGCAACAACAUGAGUGGCCUCCCCUGUUGCAGUUACGGCCUGAGGAUGUCGGCUUCGAUGGCUACUCCAUGCCUCGGGAAGGAUCGACAAGCAAGCAGGUGCCCCCCAGUGAUGCUGAAGGCGAUCCGCUGAUGAACAUGCUGAUGAGGCUGCAGGAGGCAGCCAACUACUCCAGCCCCCAGAGCUAUGACAGCGACUCCAACAGUAACAGCCAUCACGAUGACAUCUUGGACUCCUCUUUGGAGUCCACUCUGUGACAGGGGCCCGGAGCCCAGCGCCCUCCUCUUCUCCUCGCCCCGUUCCACCUGCAUCCCCAACAUCAUCCUGAAGUUGACUUCCUGAGCCAGCCCCCAGCCGCAGCCCUGAAGCUGCGGGAACACCGAGACCCCUCAUCCUUCAGCCUCGACCUGGGUGCAGGCAUCCUGGGCCAGCUGCCUGCGGACCGCUUCCUUCCACAGCGAGAACUGCACUACCUUCGGUUGUACUUUAAUUAUUGUUUUGCCUUGUUGCUGUGACCUCCCUAAGACACUGAAGAUACUUCUCGGGAAAGGAUCAUCGCCGUUGAAAUGAAAAGAGAGACAAAAAAAAAAAAAAAAAAAAAAAGUAGAACCCACAUGAAGCUCUGAAACCAAACAGCAUCCUGACAUAAGCUUCCCAGGGACAGAAGAGACUGGAGCAAAGUUGGAAACACAGAGAAGCACGGCUUCCCCUCAGCGCAGACCCUCCAGACUGGGUUUCAGAGCCACACCACCCACCCUCCCACACAGUCGGCCACAGGGAGAACUGGUGCUAACCAGGGUGCUUGCUUUGGUCACGUUCAACGCACUACAGAGCUACGACACAGGGAAACCUUAGGAGAAAAUAAACCAUGCUUUCAUGUUUUUUAAAUGGUGCUUUCCUUACUCGAGAGGUAUUUUGCCUGUUCCAAUCCAACCACCCCAUUCAGGUCCAUCAGCCUCUGAUUAAUCCGUGAGAGAGUGAAGGAGUGAGAGUGUGAGCGAGUGGAUGUGGCUGUCAGUGCAGAAUGGCAUGCGUCUGUUUCCUUCUGAUAUAUGAAUGAAUCAGGUGGUGGUUUUUUUUUUUGUUUUUUUGUUUUUUCCUGCAAACACUGUGUAUAGUGAGACUUGUUCUACUUUGGAGAACAGAUUACCUUUUGAAAAUGAGGUUGAGUUUCUUCCUUUCUGAUGCAUUGAUUUUUGAAGAUUUUUUCCCCCUUCCCCUCUUGGUCAGAAUCAAUCCUUUGGUGAAAGUAAGAACCGCAGGAGUUGAGUUUCGGUUUGGUCCUGCUCAGUUUUGGUUUUUAGUUGUCCAUCCUCACAGUCCUACACACUCGCCUCCUCCUGCUAGGGCUGGGGUCAUCUGUGUCCUUUAAAAUGGAUGAGGACCCAGUCCUCGACAUGUGGGUGAGCCAUGGACCUUGCCUUCCCUUCUCAUCCUUGAGGGUUUAGAACACACACCAACACCUCCAGCGCCCCCGCCCCAGCUUCCAGUGGAGUGAUGAGGUCACCCCGCAAAAGACUUGCACUUUCCUCAGAACCAACAUGAUGCAGCUCAACAAGGGUGAGUGUCACCCCCUCCCAGAAGCCCCGUCUGGACGAGCCUUGCCUGACCUCUUCGGUGCUGACCUUCCCAAAGUGAUGCCUUACUGGUUUUGUACUAACUGUGUUCAUUUUACAUAAGUGUCGUGCCUGCCCGGGGUUUGUUUUUUUGUCAUUGUUUCCCCCAUUGAAACAAACAGGGCUAAAGAGUCAUCUGUUCAUUAGGAGAACUCAAGUUGCUGUGACUUUUCUCAUCCGAAAGACUCAUUCGUGUGGAUGCGUGACCAUGGGAAAAAGAAAAAAAAAAAGAUCCAUUUUUUAGGUUCUUAUCAGUCUCCAGCUGACAACCCAACUGGACAGGGAUCUGUCUGGUACAGGAGAAGGCAAAAGCUUCUACAAUCUACAUGACCUUGCUGAUACUUGCUCUAAUAGAAACCCAGUCUGCUGUGUCUUCAACAUACUGGUAUUUUCGUUACAAAGUAUGAUACAUUUUUGAGUUGUUUGUUUCUGUUUUAUAAAGAGAAUCUUUAUUGGACACCAGUGAAGGUGUCUCUGUUUUAAUGAUCAGGGUUUUUAUUCCAUCUUUUGCAUUUCUAUUUCUGAAGAUUUGUCUCUUGGCAUCUUUUUUUAGUUUCUUACCGUAAGAGUUUGACCCGAAACUGCUCACUUCGUAUUGGAUGACACCAUGUUCUUCCUCUUUAAAAAGAAAAGGGGAAUGUGUCCCACUAGUGAAAGGAAAACUUUUCAACACUGUCCCUGCUUUAAUCUCAGCAAACUCAGACUAUUCUGCUUAGCCUUCAUUAGUCAUCUGGGAAUGAGUGUGUCUUGUUCUGUUUUUGUUUUUAAUAAAACUUUCAAACCAUAUAUUUAGCCUGUGACCAGGGGGGCCAAACCUUAAGAUUUCUGGUAAACCUGAAGGGUGGCCCUCCUUAGACAAUUUAUCUCCCAGCAAUGACCCUACACUCGCGUACUGUGAAUUUGGGAGGAGGUAAAGUUGACUUCUCCUUGUGGGCAGUUUUCCAAUCACCUUGUGAGUAGACACCUGCCAAUAUUGUUUAAAAUCUUUUUUUAAUAUGACAUCCUCCCUUGUCAUUCUCUUCUCCCCUCUCCCACAGACUUCCCUCCCACUGGGUCCAGGUUCAGAACCAAGACUUCUGUACCUGGUGCUGCCUGAUUGGUGAACAUUGACUUCAAGUAGCAUAGCCCUUGUGUGACUCACAACUCAGUGUCCUUCCUAAAGUUUCGGGAAGCAGGGUUGUCUAAUAUGCACAUUUCUUACUUUGGUCAUAUUUUUACUUUAGUGCCACUCACCUUUGACAAAGUGACUUUGUACUCAUUUAGGGCUCUAUUGGAAAUGCUUCCAUUUUGCCUUUUCUACAGUUAGGGCAAUUUUGAAAUGUAUAAAUUCUAUGCAACAUUUAUGUUGAGUUACCAAUGGAAGCCAAAAGUUCUCUUCCCAAACUGCCAAGAAUGAUACAGGCCAUAAGUGAAAUGGGAAUACCUUUUAAGUUUCAUUAGGGGUGGGGUGGGAGUGGGACAGGAACAAGACUUGCCUAGAUCUUUGUUGUAUCUUGGGGACUUUUACUUUGUUGUUUGAUGCUUAAACUUCAAAAUUCUCUGUAUUCAAAUUUGAUUGUGGCGAAUCUACUUCAAAAAGGAAAAAUAAUCCAACUUUGUGGAUAUUAAAUGGAAGGUUUGCUGUUUUGAUCUAGUUGUUUCCAGUGGAGCAGUUUAUGAAAUAUGUUCUAUAAGAUGUACAUUUUUUCAUUGUAACAUAGAAAUUGUAAAUAAUUGAUUAAAGUGCUGCAUUUUGAUGAAUUUUUUCUAGCCAUUUUUAAAGAGAAAACUAGGAAUUGAGUAUUUUGUGUACGGUAUGUUUCCAUCCUCCCUCCCCUUCCUCCUCCUCUCCUUUCUCUCUCCUCACCUAUUUAAUUUUCAUUUGUCAUGAGGUUUUUGGAUUUGCCAAUGAUCUGCUGGACAUCAUGCCCCAUGUCAUAGAGAAGAAAGCUGAUGAUUGUACCAGUCUUAAAUUAUUCAUGAUUCAAUAAAAUUGAUGCUUAUUUAUUCA